Melanaphis sacchari is the source of this 786-nucleotide messenger RNA. RefSeq lists its product as uncharacterized. The record is from RefSeq and is a predicted model, not a curated record. Lineage: Eukaryota; Metazoa; Arthropoda; Insecta; Hemiptera; Aphididae. The transcript is spliced from 5 exons. Bases 22 to 771 code for a protein of 249 amino acids.
UUUCCGAAUACUUUGGCGAAUAUGAAUAAAAAGAAUUGGUCAAUGAAAUGGGUCGUGGCAAAAUUCAUAGAUACUAAAGAUUAUAGUGUUCUUCCCAUAAAUUGGCUGGUAGAAAAUGAAACUGAAAAGUUGAUCACCAGCACAAUCAAAUUUUGUAAAUGGCCACCGAUAAGAUCUGUGACUAGCGAUGAUCUGAAUAAAGCUGUGAAACCAAAAGAUUCUUGGACACAGUAUGAAAUUAAGAUACUUGGCGGUAACAAAACUCACGACAACUUUAGUAAAGCAUGGCAUGUUCAAGUAGUGACUUCUGAUAAUGAAGAACCAGUGGCAAAAAAAAAAUGCAAUACUCCAGUGACUGAUAGUUCAGAUGACGAAGAUAUAGGUUUUGUUAUUGCUCCAGCUAUAUCUAAUAGUUUAUUGAUUGGUUCUCAAGACAUGACUUUUAAAGACAGCAUACCACAAUUGUCUACAACUCCAAUAUAUACAGAUAUGUCAAUUAUACCAACAGAGCCACAAUCAUCAACUGCUUCUUCAAUAUACAGAAAUAUAUCAAUAACAGAGCCACAAUCAUUUACUAAUCAAAUAACUUCAGAUCAACAUUCUGCAGAAAGGUCCAUCUUAGAACAGAUAUCUAAUUUUGAAGUAUAUCAAAAUGAGUUUAGCAGCUCACAACAGUCGCAACUCAUAAUAUCUUCAAAUGACGCCAACACAUCCACCAACACAAGUUUAAGAACGUAUGAAGGUAAAACAAUAGUCAAUUAUAAUUUAUAAUUAUAAGUGAUAAUU